UUCCGGGGGGUUAUGGGAGGACUUUGGUGUCCGGGAUGGAGGUCGGUGGCUCUGUGCGGCCGGUGCUGGAGCCAGCCCGGGUGGGCGGGCUGGGCUGUGGCGAGAUCGGAGCCGGUUCUUAGGCCCGGCUGGAAGGGGCUCGGAGGUGCCGGGCGGGGCCUGAGGACAUGGGAGCGUCCGAGCGGGGUCCGCGGUCCCGCCGCGCAGCCGCCCCGGCGGCCGAGGAGCAGCAACCCGUACCAGCGCGCGCAGGAGGACGAGUGGCGGCGUCGCAACAAGACGGUGCUCACCUACGUGGCCGCGGCCGCCGUGGGCAUGCUGGGGGCCUCCUAUGCCGCCGUGCCCCUCUAUCGGCUCUACUGCCAGACUACUGGACUUGGAGGAUCCGCAGUGGCCGGGCACUCAUCCGACCAGAUUGAAAACAUGGUGCCCGUUAAGGAUCGAAUCAUUAAGGUCACCUUCAAUGCCGACGUGCAUGCCAGUCUCCAGUGGAACUUCAGACCUCAGCAAACAGAGAUAUAUGUGGUACCAGGAGAGACUGCACUGGCGUUUUAUAAAGCUAAGAAUCCUACUGACAAACCAGUAAUUGGAAUUUCUACAUAUAAUGUUGUACCAUUUGAAGCUGGACAGUAUUUCAAUAAAAUACAGUGCUUCUGCUUUGAAGAGCAAAGGCUUAACCCACAAGAAGAAGUAGACAUGCCAGUGUUUUUCUAUAUUGACCCUGAAUUUGCAGAAGAUCCAAGAAUGGUGAAUGUCGAUCUCAUCACUCUAUCUUACACCUUUUUUGAAGCAAAGGAAGGCCACCAGUUGCCAGUUCCAGGCUAUAAUUGAAGUAGAUUCCAAUGCCUGCUUCAGAUUUGUGAUUUUUGGAAAAUCAUGUAUUGUGCUUUCUCAGAAGAGAAAUAUUCUACACUAAUGUAUAUUGAAACCUUGUAUUUUAAAUGAU
Messenger RNA from Chionomys nivalis (European snow vole), 946 nucleotides. Its product is annotated as cytochrome c oxidase assembly protein COX11, mitochondrial. The record is from RefSeq and is a predicted model, not a curated record. The transcript has 4 exons. The coding region runs from base 13 to 831 and encodes 272 amino acids. Gene Ontology annotation, molecular function: copper ion binding. NCBI's taxonomy places the organism in Eukaryota, Metazoa, Chordata, Mammalia, Rodentia, Cricetidae. Gene Ontology annotation, cellular component: mitochondrial inner membrane.